CUAAAAACAAGUUUCCACACAGUAAAGAAAGGAAAGCGGCCACAGAGGCAGAGAGGGAAUCUCCGGUGAGCAGCUUCACUGAUGUUGGCCCAGGAGUAAAAACAAGACAUGCAUUCUGUGGGCAAGUCGUGGCUGCUGCUUACGGGCUUCGUGCUGUUUUAUAUCAUCUACCUGCUGUUCGGGGCCCUGGUUUUCUCCAGCAUCGAGCGGCCAGUGGAGGACAAGCUGCGACAUGACAUGGAAACCCUGAAGCAGCAGUUUCUGAACCAGAGCUGCGUCAACGCCGCGUCCCUCGAACUCUUUCUGGUCAAAGUGUUGUCAGCCAACAAGUACGGCGUCUCCGUCCUCAGAAACUCCUCCGGUGCUUCUAACUGGGACCUCACAUCCUCCAUGUUCUUCGCCAACACUCUAGUCACCACUGUAGGUUAUGGCCACACCACUCCUCUGUCUGACACUGGGAAGGCCUUCUCCAUCCUCUACGCCCUGAUAGGCGUUCCCUUCACCAUGCUGGUGCUCACCGCCUGCGUCCAGAGGCUCAUGUACCCUCUGGUCCUCGCUCCAGUCGGCCUCCUGCAGCGUUCAGGCAUGGAGCCUCGGCCGGCGACCGUCGUCCACUUCGUGUUGCUUCUGGUUCUGGUGGUGCUGUGUUUCUUCAUCGCUCCGGCUGCGGUGUUCAGCGCGGUAGAGUUGUCCUGGUCGUUCUUGGACGGCAUCUACUUCUGUUUCAUCUCACUGUGCACCAUCGGGCUGGGGGAUUUCGUUCCAGGGACACAGCCUGGGCAGAGAAACAAGCAGCUGUAUCAGGUCUCUGUCAUGGUCUACCUGUUUGUGGGUCUGAUGAUGAUGUACCUCCUGCUGCGCACCUUCCACAAAAUGGCUGACCUGCACGGCUUGACCACCUUCCUGCAGCUGCCGCGCUGCGAGGAGUCUGAACAGGACGAUGACAGGGAGCCCAUCAUGGAGAACAAAUAUGAAGACCAGGCGUCCCCUUAUGUGACAGAAAAGGCUGCCAGUAAGCCCCUGGAGCCGGGAUCACAGCCCUCGUACAAUACCAUCAACAAAGGCUGAGAUGUUGGGCAGGGGCAGAGAAAAGAAACAGAAGCUCUACCUCUGGCGAUCUCUUGGUCUUGAACCUGUGAUAAAGCAGGCGGACUGGCGGGCUGAAUCUGAAUUCUUGUCUUAAUUUUUUCAUUCUCUCUUAUUAAAAAAACAUCCAGAGAAGAGAGCACAGUAAUAAUGAGGAAUUGAGAAGAGAGUUUUGAGAUUCAGCCUCUGUGGGAGGGCCGCCAGACCGUUUGUGAGUGGUCAUAUAAUUAACUUUCUGCACAUUUAGAAGGACCAUCUUAACAUGACUAUGGCAACCCACCUGGGCCAAAAGGCGCAGAUGAGCCUUUUCCUCCUAAACACUGGUGUAACUGUGGUGUGUUCACCAUACAGGCCUCUGCUUGUGUGUUGACAGCCUCAGGAUCGCACACGAAGGGCUAGAACCAAAACAUUUGCUACAUGAUUGGUUGUUGUCCGAUCACUUUUGUCUUAUUCUUUUCACGUUGUUUAAUGUGCCUUUGGGUUGCUAGUUCAUCAGGACUAACAAAUCUCAUCUUUAUAUAACUGUGCUGAAACUAAAACUUGGUGGUAAACACAGUCUGUAAAAGCGCUUGCCGUUUCAACUUCAUGAAAAUUUUGUACACAUUUAAGUGCAUUUGUUUUUAUAUGGGUGCGUUGUCGUGCUCCUUCUCUUUAUAUUUCACGUCUGCACAUGAUGGUCAAAACACCUCCAGACUAUUUACCAGACAGUCCAGUCAUAUCCUCGGACUGGCUCGCUGGAUCGGCCUUUUCUUGCUUUUGCACCACUUUAAUGUAUCUUCACAAGCAUGAAUGAUCACUGGUGCUGUGAACUGACAAGUGAACCUGUUACAGCUUUAGACCACUUCCUCAAAUAAAGGCCUAACUUGGACCUAAACUGAGCAUUUCAAACAGUGGGGACGUUAACUUGAACAUGUCUCUUAUUUAAUUCGAUUUCCUGUGUCAAAGUAGUUACGUUGCUGUUCCUGGGUCUGUCUCAAAGAGCACAGAAACUACAGAGAUGCACUGUUUGCUUCAGGUCACACAGGCAGGGCUGUCCUCUCCUAUAUGGUGCUGCCCCCUGGUGUCUACAUAUAUGUAGUGCAUUUUUACCACACCUUCACAACAGGAGAGGUACAGGAGUUGAGGGACUGAACAAGAUUGUAAAAAAAGAAAGAAAAGGAGGGUAAAUAAGUGUUUCAUUGUGGUGAUUGGGGGUGUGAUUAAUUUCAGUGGAAAACCAAAUGUUGCUCGUCAAACACAACCUGUUCUGUGUGAUUUAUAGUGUCUGGAUUUGAACCAACACUUGAAAUGCACUUUAGCGUUCACAUCAUUUAUUUUUCUAACCAUCAGAGUUGUCAUCAAAUCAACAGGCUUAUUAUGUCCUGAUACUGUAACAUAAGUUGUCUCCAUCUGUGUUGGCAUGUAUGUUGUAGAUUAGUAAUAAUGUAGUAAUGUAUUCAUAUUGGACAAUCAUGAAUUAAAAAAAAAAACUCUGCCUUGUC
Molecule: messenger RNA, 2567 nt
Organism: Lates calcarifer (barramundi perch)
Lineage: Eukaryota; Metazoa; Chordata; Actinopteri; Centropomidae
Gene: kcnk6
Product: potassium channel, subfamily K, member 6
Exons: 3
Coding region: 109-1068 (319 amino acids)
Biological process (GO): potassium ion transmembrane transport; stabilization of membrane potential
Cellular component (GO): membrane
Molecular function (GO): potassium ion leak channel activity
Source: RefSeq, a predicted model, not a curated record